Molecule: messenger RNA, 4224 nt
Organism: Cuscuta europaea
Lineage: Eukaryota; Viridiplantae; Streptophyta; Magnoliopsida; Solanales; Convolvulaceae
Source: the annotation of a GenBank genome assembly
AGGAGGUUCAUAACUACUCCAUUCUCACAUUCCUCCCAGUGUUUUAUUCAUUUGCUUUCUUUAAAAUUCUGUCGCUGUUAUUGGAUCGGUUGAAGAUUAAGAUCAGAAGAACAUGGUUGAGACACGAAGAAGCACCUCUUCCUCCAAACGCCCCCUGUCAUCUCGGUCCUCACCUCUGCCCCAUGGAAAACGAUCCAAGGCCGGGGAGGCGUCUUCAUCAACUAAUGACACGAUUGGGGAGAAAUCGCCUCUCGUUGCGAAUGAAUCAGGUCCUGAAUCGGAUGGGAGAGAGGUUAGACCGGCGGAAGCUAAUCUUCCGAAAUCAGCUGAAGCUGCCGAGCCUGAGAAAUUGCCGGAGGCUCCAACACGAGGUGGUUCUGAGAUUGAUGCGGAGAAGGUGAAGUCAACCGUGUCUACAUUAGUUCGGGGAAGGAAUCGGCAACUACCCCCUAAUGGAGGAGCCGCAUGGGGGAAGCUUCUUUCUCAGUCCUCUCAAACUCCUCAUGUUGUCAUGCACCAACUCUCUUUUACUAUUGGUGGAGGCCAGCAUUGUGACUUGUGGGUGGAAGAUGCAUCAAUUAGUAAAUCUUUAUGCAACCUAAAGCACUAUGUGACAAAGAGAGGUACUUCAUACACUUUACUUGUGGUAAAUGGGAAAAGGGGUUCUGUGCAAGUAAAUGGAAAGAUAUGUCAGAAGAACUCUACUAUGCCAUUAAAUGGAGGCGACGAAGUUAUUUUUGGCUCAUUGGGCAAGCAUGCUUAUAUUUUCCAAGAACUUGGGAAAGAAAACGCAUCAGCUGCAACCAUACCACAUACAGUGAGCAUAUUAGAAGCCAACAGUGGGCCGUUCAAAGGAGUUCGUUUUGAGGAAAGAGCAGGGGAACAUUCUACUGUAGCGGUUGCAUCUACCUUAGCUUCAUUAGCAACUCUUAAGAAGGAGUUAUCGCUUCUUCCCCCAUCACUCCAUACUAAGAACAUAGAUUUAAAAGAAACAGCAGAAUUGCCAAUACUACCAGCAUCUGGUGGUGCAGUGUUUGAUAAAGAUGACACAGUUGCCAGUAUGAAGGAUGCUUCUGAUCAUAAUGAUGUAUCUCUUGUUGAGAAGGCUGAUACUGUGACUCCUGAUUCUAGCAAUGACAACUUGAAUCUCGAGAAUGAUGCGCUAGAUUGCAUUGAUGCUGAAAUUGUAAAGGCGCCUGGGGCGCCUGGAGAUUUGAGCCCACUGUUACGAAUAUUUCCCGAGUUUGCAUUAAGAGACAGCAUAUCUAGAAUCCCUUAUGGACAAAGAGGAACAAAAGAAACUAAGGAUAUUGAUCCUUCAGUUUUGAUGUCAGCUAGGCGUAAUGAAUUUAAACACGGGCUUCAGCAAGCAGUGCUUAGUUCUGAGAAUAUUGAGAUCUCGUUCGAAAAUUUCCCAUAUUAUCUGAGUGAAACAACGAAGAGUGUACUGAUUGCUUCAACUUACAUAAAUUUGAAGUGCAACAGACAUGCAAAGUAUGCCUCUGAUCUCCCCACAUUGUGCCCAAAGAUUUUGUUAUCAGGCCCUGCAGGCUCUGAAAUAUAUCAAGAGGCAUUGACCAAGGCACUUGCUAAGUAUUUUGAUGCAAGACUUCUAAUAGUGGAUUCUCUUCUAUUACCUGGUGGGUCACUAGCAAAAGAAGCUGUUGCUAGCAAAGAAAAAUCAAAACUUGAUUGGGCUCGUUAUGUUAUUAAACGAGCUGCGCAGGCAGCUGCACUACACCUAAAUAAGAAGCCAACUUCAAGUAUUGAGGCUGAUAUAGCAGGUGGGUCGACCGUAAGCUCUUAUGCUCAGCCUAAGCAGGAAGUGUCUACCGCCUCAUCAAAGAACUACACAUUCAAGCAAGGUGAUAGAGUGAAGUAUGUUGGCUCUUUACCAACAGGGUUCAGCCCCGUGCAAUCUCCUAUAAGGGGUCCAAUGUAUGGUUACAAAGGCAAAGUGGUUCUUGCAUUUGAGGAUAAUGGUUCAUCAAAGAUAGGAGUUAGAUUUGAUCGGUCAAUUCCAGAAGGGAACGAUCUCGGUGGUCUUUGUGAGGAGGAUCAUGGCUUCUUUUGUGCUGCGGAUUUGCUUCGCCUUGAUAGUUUUGCUGUGGAUGACAUUGAUAAACUUGUUAUUAAUGAGCUUUUUGAGGUUGUCUCCAAUGAAAGUAAAAAUGGUCCACUGGUCGUGUUUAUCAAAGACAUAGAGAAGUGGGUGGUAGGAAAUUCUGAGACAUGUACAUCCCUGAAGGUUAAACUUGAUAGCUUUCCUGAGAAUGUCGUUGUGAUAGCAUCCCAUACUCAGCCAGACAACCAAAAAGAGAAGUCUCAUCCUGGUGGACUGUUGUUUACGAAGCUGGGAAGCAACCAAACAGCAUUACUUGAUCUUGCCUUGCCGGACUUUGGGAGAUUGCAUGAAAAAAACAAAGAGCCAUCAAAGACUGUGAAGCAGCUCACACGUCUAUUUCCGAACAAAGUGACCAUUCAGAUCCCUCAGGAUGAGAAUCUACUCCUGGACUGGAAGCAACAGUUGGAUCGGGAUGUUGAGACUCUGAAGUCGCAAAUUAAUCGUGCUAACAUUUGCAAUGUUUUCAACCGAAUUGGGCUUGAGUGUUCUGACCUUGAAACAUUACAUAUUAAAGAUCAAUCACUAACAACUGAAGAUGUGGAAAAAAUUAUUGGCUGGGCAUUGAGUCAUCACUUUAUGCAAUCUUCUGAACCUUCUGCCAGUAACACCAAACCGGUGAUCUCUAGUGACAGCUUAAGAUAUGGGCUAGGCAUCUUGCAGGGAGUUCAAGAUGACUCUAAGAGUUCAAGAAGCUCUCUUAAGGAUGUGGUCACUGAAAACGACUUCGAGAAACGUCUACUUGCAGAUGUUAUUCCAUCCAGUGAUAUUGGAGUUACUUUUGAUGACAUCGGGGCCCUAGAAAAUGUGAAGGAUACUCUGAAAGAGUUGGUGAUGUUACCUCUACAAAGACCAGAACUGUUUUGUAAAGGACAACUUACCAAGCCUUGCAAGGGGAUAUUACUUUUUGGCCCCCCAGGUACCGGUAAAACAAUGCUUGCAAAAGCAGUUGCAACUGAGGCUGGUGCGAACUUUAUUAACAUAUCAAUGUCAAGUAUUACCUCAAAGUGGUUUGGUGAGGGCGAGAAAUACGUCAAAGCAGUUUUCACUUUAGCUAGUAAAAUAGCUCCCAGUGUUGUUUUUGUGGAUGAGGUAGACAGCAUGUUAGGGAGGCGAGAAAAUCCUGGAGAGCAUGAAGCAAUGCGCAAAAUGAAGAAUGAGUUCAUGAUGAAUUGGGAUGGUUUGCGUACAAAGGAUACGGAACGUGUCAUUGUACUAGCUGCAACAAACAGACCCUUUGACCUUGAUGAGGCAGUUAUUAGGAGGCUUCCUCGAAGGCUGAUGGUCAACUUGCCAGAUGCUCCAAAUAGGGAAAAGAUUUUAAGAGUGAUAUUGGCCAAAGAAGAGUUGAAACCUGAUUUCGACUUCGAAGCAAUUGCCAAAAUGACCGAAGGAUACUCGGGGAGUGAUUUAAAGAAUUUGUGUGUUACUGCAGCGCACUGCCCUAUAAGGGAAAUUCUCAAGAAAGAAAAGGAGGAGAAGGCCAUGGCUAUGGCAGAGAACAAACCAUUACCUACAUUGCACAACAGUUCUCAUAUUCGUGGCCUUAGCUUGGAUGAUUUCAAAUUUGCGCAUCAACAGGUUUGCGCGAGCGUGUCAUCGGAGUCUACAAAUAUGAAUGAGCUGGUCCAGUGGAAUGAACUGUAUGGAGAAGGUGGGUCGAGGAAGACAAAGUCUCUAAGCUACUUCAUGUAGAUGGAUUUGGAGGAGGAUAACACAAAUGUAUAGCCUUUUGUUGUAGAUUCAAUUUUUGAUUUAUAGGUAGUCAGAUUGAAGAUCUGUUCAAGGGGGAGUGAGCCUUAGCAUGGAUAUUCCAUCUCAGGUCCCUUUAUGUUCAGAAUUUCAUACUUCAGCCACUCGUGUACCAUAUUUUAAUUUAUUUUAAAUAAACUAUAUGUUUGUUUUGACUUUUUAUAUUAAAUAUACUGUGAACAAUGUAUACCAAUUUAACAAGCCCAUCCAUCCGGGCAUUUUGAGUCACCAUGUGAUAUCAAAUUAAAGGAAAAAAAAAACUGAAUUGAAAUAAACAAAUCCGCACAAGUGCUUAGUAAUUGGUUCAUAAUAAUGCACUUAAAAAAUUGUUCAAAUACAAUAGAAUGUGU